CCUUUUAAUAGAUACAUAACAGUCUCUCGAAUGGGCUUUCACUUUCCCUUCCAGCAACCAGAGACGAGGUGCAGAUCAUCUGACACGCAGCAAGACUGAUCAUUACUGACAAUGCCAGAGAGUGGCGAAUGCACCAAGUGCCUUGCUAAAACUCCAAUAGUGAUACUAGUAUGUGCCUCAGUGAUUAUGUGCAUCAUGCCUGUUGUUCAGCUAGCAGUAGGAGCUAUGUACCAAUAUGAGUGUCCACGACAGCCCUACAUCCCCAUCUACUUAAUGGUAAUGGGAGUCAUCCCCCUGCUGCUGUCUGUGCUCGCCAUCCUGCCCUGCUUCGCCGGCUUUGGAAAUCAAAGCAAGCUCUGGAGCUGCCUGGUCUCUGUCUUUUUCUUCUGCUGGUUCAUCACUGGUAAUGUGUGGAUUUACUCCAUCUACGAACCCAACUACAAUAAGACAACGACCAGUGUGGAACCCUACUGCAACAAGACGCUCUACAUGUUUGCCGUCUGGUCCACCAACCUCACCUACAUCCUGUCAGGUUCAACUCACCAUUACUAAUAAUGUCAGAGAUUGACACAUUUCAAGGCAUCUGCAGACGUCAUCCCUCUACAGCAGUAGGUAAUGUGUGGAUCUACUCUAUUUAUCAGCCCAAUUACAACAAGAACACAACAAGUGUGGAUCCCUACUGCAACAAGACGCUCUACCUGUUUGCCUUCUGGACCACCACCUUGGUCUACAUCCUCUUGGGUUUGUUCCUGUUGUGUGGCUGUGACGUCCUUGUCUGCUUCUUACUGUCUGGCCACGCUGACCCCAACGACGACAUCUAGAGACAAAUAAAUAAAAGAGUUAGGGGGCAAGAUACAUCUGAUUGGGGCUGCAAUGAGCUGGCUGCUGAAGGUGUUGCAUGUAUCUCAAGCUACACACACUCGCUAAUUAUUUGUAGUAUUGGAGUAUCGGGAUGUCUUGGUUUGUGACAGUCAGCGAUCCCUUUUACAUUACACAUUUGAGCCAUUGUUAAUAUAAAAAUAUUGAUUAGUGUAGUUUCAAAUCCAAGAUCUGUAAAGGUGAAACAUCCGUAUGAGAGAAGAACAGAAGUCUAACAGCCCUUCAUAUACAAACACAGUGUACUUUUGGUUUCUUUGUCUUUAGGUAAUGUGUGGAUCAACUUGAUCUAUGAACCCAACUACAAUAGGACAAGGUGACACAAAGAUGUAGAUCCUUACUGCAAAAUGCUCUUCCUGUUUGCCUUCUGGACCGCCAACAUGACCUACAUCCCAAUAGGUCUGUUCAUUUGCUGCUGCUACUGUUGCCUCCGUCAUCUUCCUAAUUAGAUGCAAAGUUAAUUAAAAAACGUAUAGAGAAGAUCACAGUGGAGGUGCAGUGUGGAUUUAAUAUCAUACAUAUUUUACCUUUGAAGCCG
Molecule: messenger RNA, 1414 nt
Organism: Thunnus maccoyii (southern bluefin tuna)
Lineage: Eukaryota; Metazoa; Chordata; Actinopteri; Scombriformes; Scombridae
Product: transmembrane protein 272-like
Exons: 7
Coding region: 112-552 (146 amino acids)
Source: RefSeq, a predicted model, not a curated record